Messenger RNA from Vigna angularis (adzuki bean), 1575 nucleotides. RefSeq lists its product as uncharacterized. Gene Ontology annotation, molecular function: oxidoreductase activity. The record is from RefSeq and is a predicted model, not a curated record. The coding region runs from base 227 to 1321 and encodes 364 amino acids. The transcript is spliced from 7 exons. Lineage: Eukaryota; Viridiplantae; Streptophyta; Magnoliopsida; Fabales; Fabaceae.
CGACCCACGGCGCGACUAUGACCAAAAGUUUAAACGAAACGCAACAACCACCGCUUCUCUCUCUGCGGACCAAAAUACAGACACGUUCCCCUUCUCUCUCUCUCUCUGCCCAUUCACAUGGUGCACAUGCACACACACUCACCUUCACUUAAAAACCCUAAACCCUAAAUCAUUGAGAUCCAACCCAAUCUCAAUGCUCUGAAAUUCAGCCUCAAAUACUGAGAAGAUGCGGAUUCCGAGCAAUCGCGACUUCACGAGAAUAACGCCCUCUGCUUUCAGUUAUCACCGUUUCAAAUCCUACGUUUCAGACUGCAGAGCUGUGCUUCUUCCCUCCUUCGGUGGGCCCCACCUGCUUGAGCUUCGGUCGAACGUGCAAGUCCCACAACUGAAGCCGCACGAAGUCCUCGUACACACGCGCGCGGUUUCCGUCAACCCCUUGGAUACUCGUAUGCGUGCCGGUUACGGGCGUUCCAUUUUCGAGAGAUUGUUGCCUCUCAUUUUGGGGCGCGACAUCAGUGGUGAGGUUGCGGCCGUUGGGGCUUCGGUGACGUCGGUGAGUGUGGGAGAACAGGUUUUUGGGGCUCUGCAUCCCACUGCUGUAAGGGGCACUUACACGGACUAUGCGAUUCUCUCAGAGGAUGAGGUUACUCCGAAGCCAGAUUCACUUACUCAUGUGGAAGCUAGUGCCAUUCCUUUUGCUGCAUUGACCGCUUGGCGUGGACUAAAAUGUACAGCAAGAAUAAGUGAGGGACAAAGGAUAUUAGUAGUGGGAGGUGGAGGAGCAGUAGGGUUGGCUGCCAUUCAACUUGCAGUAGCUGCUGGAUGCUCUGUUGUAACUACUUGUGGAAGUCAAAGCGUAGAGAGAUUGUUAGCUGCCGGUGCAGAGCAAGCUGUUGACUAUGUUGCUGAGGAUGUUGAAUUGGCUGUAAAAGGGAAGUUUGAUGCUGUUUUGGAUACUAUUGGUGUGUCAGAGACAGAACGUAUAGGCAUUAAUUUUCUGAAACGAGGUGGACAUUACAUGACCCUUCAGGGGGAGGCAGCAUCAUUGGCUGAUAGGUAUGGACUUGCUAUUGGGCUUCCAGCAGCUACAGCUCUUUUAUUGAAUAAACAGCUUCUAUACCGGUGCACUCGUGGAAUAGAAUACUCAUGGACAUACAUGAGGGCUGACUCAGACGGUUUAAAUGAGAUUCGAAAGCUAUGUGAAGCUGGGAAGAUGAAGAUACCUGUGCAUACAACGUUUCCCAUAACACAAGUAAAAGAGGCCCAUGAGGCAAAAGACAAGAAGCUCAUUCCAGGUAAAAUAGUUCUGGAAUUUGAUUGACCUCACGAAGCUGAUGACAGCCGCUUAAACUAGGUUUUUCCCCUUCAUUCUAGGGUUCUCUUUUCAAUGAAAUGUUCCACAUUUAAUUGACAAAUUGAUAGUUUUUUUUUUCUGGGUUUUCACUAUAUGAUAAAAAGUGGGAACUCUGUAAAUUUUUUAUUCAGAAUAUAUCCGGUCAUAAAAGUCUGUAAAUUGAUAAGUUUGUGACACAUGACGACCUUUCUUUACCUUUACAACUGUUAAAGUUUUAGUCA